UCUUGUAGUGGAGGCCAAAACUUGACGAAAGUAAAAACCGCCCCCCUUCGUCACGUCAAGAACGAGAUGAUCGGGAAACAAGAACAUGAUCCAAACAUUUCAACACUAUUUCAACAGAGAUCGCCGCCGAAAUCCACAAGCUUUUGGUACAGUUUCAAUCUGAGAUUUCGAUUAUCACUACAAUCUUUUUCAAUCCGCAAUUACUUUUCUCACGAAUUCGUCCAUAAGAAGCAAAAAACGAACCAAUCAAAAGACAAUCCAGUUCAAAUUUUGGGCGAAACCCUCGUGGUCUCAGAUUCAAAUCCCCUGUAAAUAGGAAGGUAUUGAAGAGCUUCUCCCAGCUUCUCCAAUGGCGAAUCCGCGUAAAGGCAAGCUCCUUUUUACCUAUUUUCUAUUUUUUUUUGCUAUUCCCCGUGUUUCUAGGGUUUUUGUCUGCAAUUCUAGCUCCCUUGAGCUGAAUCAACCUGAAUCUGAUGUCCCCAUUAAAAUUAGACAGCAUGUUUUACUGAAAAAUCUUGAGGAGUUAGUGAAAAACCUUAGCGAUGUAGUUUCUAAAUUGGAGAUGAGAUUAUCUGAUAUUCCCGCGAAAUUGAACACUGAGGUAGGUAGUUUAGGCGGUGGAAAAGGACUGAGUGACGGCGGAGAUGGCGGUUUGGAUAAUGGAAUUCAGGAUGGGGGUGGAGGUAGAGCUGUUACAGUGACAAAAUACAGUCCAUUUUGGUCGGAGAGGUUCCAUUUUUUGUCGGCUGUGAAGCUGGAUUUUGAUGCUACUUGUAUCAAUGUCCUGCCGCUUAGGGAUUUCGAGGGACAUAGCAAGUAUGUUGCGGUAGGAGACGAGAGAGGGCGAGUUUAUGUCUUUAUGAGAAAUGGGGAUGUUGCGGUUGAGCUUUGUACAGUGUCUGAUUCGCCGAUUACGUCGAUGCUUUCGUAUAUGUCUGUUUAUAAGAAUGAGACCCUUUUGGUUACUGGCCAUAAGAAUGGGGCGAUCUUGAUGCAUCGGAUUUGGGAGAGAUCGAAUGGGGAGGAGUUGAAUUCGGUUUUCAUGGAACAUGUUGUGGAAUUUGUGGGGGAGGAUGAGUCGCCAAUUUCCAUCUUGGAAGUGCAUUAUGUUGGGAGGAUUAGGUACAUUUUGUCUUCGGAUGUUCGGGGGAAAAUCAAGGUUUUUAGAGAAGACGGGACGGUUUAUGGUUCGGUCAUGCCUAUGAGUAGGCCAAUAGCGUUCUUGAAGCAGAGGCUCUUGUUCUUGACCGAAAGUGGCGCUGGCUCGUUGGAUUUGAGAAGUAUGAAACUUAGGGAGUCGGAAUGUGAGGGAUUGAAUCAUUCUCUUGCUCGAAAUUACGUGUUUGAUGCCGUGGAGCGAUCGAAGGCGUAUGGUUUUACAUCAGAUGGGGACUUGAUUCAUGUCUUGUUGUUGGGAGAUAUACUGAACUUUAAAUGCAGGGUUAGAUCAAAACGGAAGUUCGAGCUUGAUAAACCACUAAUCUUUCAAGCAAUCAAGGGCUAUUUGCUUGUUAUCAGCAAUGAGAAGGUUCAUAUUUUCAACGUAUCGUUGCAGCAUUACGUUCGAGUCGGUGCACCGAGGCAUCUAUUUUCUGCUGGUCUAGACGAGAUCAGGUCAUCUUUCUUGAACUAUCAGAAUUUGGAUUCAGAGUCUGGAGGAAAGUUUAUACCAUUAAUAUCGAGUGACCAUGAAAAGCUUGUUGUUCUUGGACUUGGGGGCGGAUAUGUCGGAUUGUAUCGCUCGAAUCUUCCGAUCUUUAAAGGGGAGUUCAAUACAAUGCUAUGGACAAGCCCUGUUCUCUUUUUCAUUCUCUUUCUGUUUGGAGCUUGGCAUUUCUUUGCAAAGAAGGAGGCGCUCACGUCCUGGGGACCGGAUGACCCUUUUACUGCAACUUCACCGACUACCGGAGCUCCACUCGGAACUGGAUCCAGCGAGAGAGCAUCUUUCAUUGACGCUCCUUCGAGAAGUACUGAAAUGAUGGAUCUUAGAGGUGGUGGUGGUGGCCUAAGAGGACCACCGCGACGUUAUGGUUCUCCUACAGGGUAUCCUGGUGGGGCAACGAGUUCGUUUAGGCCAGCUACGACAAGUGACCAUAACUCAAGACCAGCUGCAGUUGAUCCAAAUUAUCGAGCAGCUUCGGAGUUAAAAUUCAGAGGCUCGCCUUUAGAACCUCCGGGAUUUCCGAAACGACGGGAGCCUCUAUUUGCAAACAAUCAGGUGGUGGAUGAAAGCAGUUGAAAGAAAAAUAGGUAUCAGCUAGUAAUCUUUGCUUCAAAGAGUUUUAAGUUCCUAAAUCCUGAUUACUUUUUUCGUUUUACUUUUUCCCGAUUGCUCGUUUGCUGGUCGGUAUGAACGGUUUGAUCGUGCAAUAUAUCUAUAUCUCUGUCUUGUAGUUUGAUCCAAAGGAAAAUAAUACAAAAAAUUAGUGAAAUAA
Molecule: messenger RNA, 2435 nt
Organism: Cucurbita maxima (winter squash)
Lineage: Eukaryota; Viridiplantae; Streptophyta; Magnoliopsida; Cucurbitales; Cucurbitaceae
Exons: 1
Coding region: 350-2239 (629 amino acids)
Molecular function (GO): protein binding
Source: RefSeq, a predicted model, not a curated record